Molecule: messenger RNA, 552 nt
Organism: Rotaria sp. Silwood2
Lineage: Eukaryota; Metazoa; Rotifera; Eurotatoria; Philodinida; Philodinidae
Source: the annotation of a GenBank genome assembly
AUGGAUUUUUUCUUAAUAUUAAUUCGUACAUUAUGGCUUCGAAAUUCUCAAAAUGUUAAAAUAGUUUUAAUGUCAGCAACAAUUGAAAUAGAUAAAUUAGUUCAUUACUUUCGACAAGUUAUUAAUGGACAAAUUGUUCCAGCUUAUCAAUUUCAAAUAGGUGAUCGACUUUUUAAUUUACCAGAUUUAAAAUUAAGUGAAGCACGUUUAUCUUGUGAAGCAAUUGAUCUUGCUGUUAAAUUAAUAAAAAGUUUUGAUCAUGAAGAUAGUAUCAUACAAAAAAAUUACCUAUUAAACAUAAUUUUGGCAACAAAUAUAGCUGAGAGUUCAAUUACAAUUACCGAUGUUCGAUAUGUAAUCGAUUUUUGUUUAGGUAAAGAAAUUGUUUGUGAUCCUGAAAUAACUUAUUCAUGUUUACAACUUGUUGAUGCAUUAAUAAUUCAUAUGGGUCAAGAUGAAAUUCGUCUAUUUGAUGAAGAUUUACCAUUUGUUGGAAAAAUAAUGGCAGCAUUACCAAUUGAUAUUGAAUUAUCACGUUUAAUUGCAUUAUGA